UAAAAACCCGCAUUCUUCUGCAAACUAACACGGCCGAUAUUUAUAACUCACUUUCUGACAUCAUCCUGGAAAGGAAACGUGAAUUUACUAAAGACCUGAAAGUUUGUUUCCUCACUUCUGGACUCGUUUGUCUCUUUUAUUCAGAGUUUUAUAGUUUCUGUUUUUCCUCGUUUCUCUGGUUUAUUUGGUUAGAAACAGUUUAUCUGAGGAAACAAGUUAAAGUUGUUCACUUUUAACAACAUUAUGAGUUUAUUAACAAGUCAUUAUCGCAGUGGCAGAGCUGGCAGUGGGUUACAUUUUAUUUACUUCAGUAACUUUGUGAAAGAACAUUUCUUCUUGAAGUUUUACUUCUACAUGUGUAAGAAUAUUUUGAAGCCUCUUCUUACUCCGAAACAAUAAAUGUGUUUUGGAUUAACUUUUUUAUUUUAUUUUUUUCAUACAGAAUAAAGGUGUUUGCAAAUGUUGGAUGCAAUAAUGUCAACUUCAAAAUGAAUGAAAAAUGCCUAAAAAAAAAAAUAAGAGACUAAAAAAAUAAACUAAAAUAAAAAAUCAAAUAAAACAAAAAUAAUAAAGCCAAAAUAAAUAAUAAAAAAUAAAUAUUCUGUAUAUACUAGUAUAAAUACAAAAUAAGUGAAAUUAAAAGAAAAUAGAAAAGUGGGUGUUUACAUCAACAAACAUGUUUUUAUCAAAACUGCACAAGACACAGAUAUAUUUCUUAAACUUUAAAUUAUAAUGAAUAUUUAAUAUCCAAAUUAAAUAAACAAAACAGAAACAGCAAAUAAACUGAAUUAGAAAGUCUCUGUAAUAUAAAUUCUUCUUCAAAAAGAGUCUAAUUGAGACCAAAACACCCGACUGAAGACAUUUAUCAAAAGAGAAAAACAAUAAAUAAAAAACUUUAAAUCAUGCAAAUGGAAAUUAUUGAACUCUUUUUAAUUUAUCAUGUCAUCUAUUGAUUUAUUGAUUUAUUGCUUCUUGAUUGAACCAGCAUAAACUGGGAUUGUGCUGCAUUUACUCCCUUUGACAUUUCAUCGUCUGGACCUUUAACGGUUGUUUAGGUCAGAAAUGAAGCUGCAGAUUGGAAAAUUUAAAGGUUCCCUGUUGGAAACGAUUUCCUCAUGAAGCAGAUUAUGGAAAAGGUUGUAAAGACGGAGCAGCUGGCAAACAGGAGCGUCAACAUCACAGCAAACGUCGAUUUAAAGCUGCAGAAACAUAUUUAUAAUAAAGAUUGUUAUGAUGGAGAGAUAACAGAGGAAGAGGAAGAGACGAUGUCGUUCUUUGGGUUGGAUUGUUUCCCAAAGACUGAGGGAGCGGAGCUGGAGAGGAAACUCAGAGCCAACGACCGAGAGUUCAACCGCUCCUUUAAAUACGCAACAAACGCCAUCAAGACCUCCAAGUAUAAUUUCUUCACCUUCCUUCCUCUCAACCUGUUCGAACAGUUCCAGAGGAUCGCUAACGCUUACUUUCUGGUUCUGCUGGUGCUGCAGUUGAUUCCUGAGAUCUCCUCCCUGUCCUGGUUCACCACCGUCGUUCCUCUCGCCCUGGUGCUGACCGUCACCGCUGCUAAGGACGCAACUGACGACAUCAAUCGCCACAGGAGCGACAAUCGAGUGAACAACAGAAAAGUUGAAGUACUAAUUGACAGAAAACUGCGGAGCGAGAAAUGGAUGGACGUCCAGGUGGGAGACAUCAUCAAACUGGAAAACAACCAGUUUGUAACCGCCGACCUGCUGCUGCUCUCCAGCAGCGAACCGCUGAACCUCGUCUACAUAGAGACGGCAGAGCUGGACGGAGAGACGAACCUGAAGGUCAAGCAGGCCCUUCCUGUCACCGGAGACCUGGGAGACGACAUCGAAAAACUGGCAGAUUUUAAUGGCGAGGUUCGCUGCGAACCCCCCAACAAUCGUCUGGACCGUUUCAACGGGACGCUGGCGUUCGGCGGUCAGAAAUACCCGCUGGACAACGAGAAGAUCCUGCUGCGCGGCUGCACCCUGAGGAACACCGACUGGUGCUUCGGCCUGGUGCUGUUCGGGGGCCAGGAGACGAAGCUGAUGCAGAACAGCGGGAAGAGCGUCUUCAAGAGAACCAGCAUCGACCGUCUGAUGAACGUUCUGGUUCUGUGUAUCUUUGGUUUUCUGGUGUUCAUGUGCACGAUCCUGGCGAUCGGGAAUUACAUCUGGGAGAUAAACAACGGCUCCAACUUCACCGUCUUCCUGCCGAGAAAAGACAACGCUGGCUUCUCGGCCUUCCUCACCUUCUGGUCCUACAUCAUCAUCCUCAACACCGUGGUGCCCAUCUCGCUCUACGUUAGUGUGGAAAUCAUUCGGCUGGGGAACAGCUUCUACAUCGACUGGGACAGGAAGAUGUAUUAUUCCCGCAGCGACACGCCGGCCGAGGCGCGCACCACCACGCUGAACGAGGAGCUCGGUCAGAUCAAGUACGUCUUCAGCGACAAGACGGGGACGCUCACCCAGAACAUCAUGAUCUUCAACAAAUGCUCCAUCAACGGGAAGUCCUACGGAGAUGUUUAUGAUUACACAGGUCAGAGACUUGAUAUUUCUGAGCAUAAAGACCCGGUGGACUUCUCCUUCAACGCGCUGGCCGACCCGCGGUUCGUUUUCUACGACCACGCGCUGGUGGAGGCGGUGAAGCUGGAGAACCCGGAGGUCCACGCCUUCUUCAGGCUGCUGGCGCUCUGCCACACCGUCAUGGCGGAGGAGAAGAAGGAAGGUGAGCUUCUCUACCAGGCCCAGUCUCCAGACGAAGGCGCGCUCGUGACUGCGGCCAGAAACUUCGGAUUCGUCUUCCGCUCGCGAACGCCCGACAGCAUUUCCAUCGUGGAAAUGGGAAAUCAGCGCAGCUACGAACUGCUGGCCAUCCUCGACUUCAACAACGUCCGCAAGAGGAUGUCCGUCAUCGUGCGCAGUCCAGAGGGGAAGCUCUCCCUCUACUGCAAAGGCGCCGACACGAUCAUCUACGAGAGGCUGCACCAGUCCUGCAGCAAGCUGAUGGACGUCACCACGGAGCACCUCAACGAAUUUGCAGGGGAGGGACUGCGGACGCUCGCUCUAGCCUACAAAGAUUUGGACGAGGAGUAUUUCAACCAGUGGAGACAGCGCCACCAUGAGGCGAGCACCUCACUGGAAGACAAGGAGAGCAAACUGGAUGAGCUGUACGAGGAGAUAGAGAAGGACCUGCUGCUGCUGGGAGCAACAGCCAUCGAAGACAAGCUGCAGGACGGAGUGCCUCAGACCAUUGAGCAGCUGGCCAAAGCAGACAUCAAAAUCUGGGUUCUGACCGGCGACAAGCAAGAAACGGCAGAAAACAUCGGCUACUCGUGCAACCUGCUGCGGGAGGAAAUGAAAGACAUCUUCAUCGUCUCGGGUCACUCGCCUGAGGAUGUCAGACAAGAACUGAGAAAUGCACAAAACUCCAUGAAACCAGAUGGAGCACCGAACUGCCUGCUUUUGCCAGAGGAGAAGAGUCACAAUUUGAUGAAAGACGAGGAGGCCAAUGGGGAGUAUGGACUCGUUAUCAACGGACACAGUCUGGCGUACGCCUUGGAGAGCAGCAUGGAGCUGGAGUUCCUCAGGACGGCGUGUUUGUGUAAAGCGGUGAUCUGCUGCAGGGUGACGCCGCUGCAGAAGGCCCAGGUGGUGGAGCUGGUCAAGAAGUACAAGAAGGCGGUAACUCUGGCUAUCGGCGAUGGCGCCAACGACGUCAGCAUGAUCAAAGCGGCUCAUAUUGGUGUUGGCAUCUCAGGACAGGAGGGCAUGCAGGCCGUCCUGUCCAGCGACUACUCCUUCGCCCAGUUCCGCUUCCUGCAGCGCCUCCUGCUGGUGCACGGACGCUGGUCCUACCUGCGCAUGUGCAAAUUCCUGCGCUACUUCUUCUACAAGAACUUCACCUUCACCUUCGUCCACUUCUGGUUUGCCUUCUUCUGCGGAUUCUCGGCGCAGACGGUGUAUGACGAGUGGUUCAUCACACUCUACAACCUGAUGUACACAGCGCUGCCUGUUCUGGGAAUGAGCCUGUUUGAUCAGGAUGUGAACGACGUGUGGAGUUUCCAGCACCCACAGCUCUACAUCCCCGGCCAACUCAGCCUGUACUUCAGCAAGACGGCCUUCUUCAAAUGUGCCGUCCACAGCUGGUACUGCUCCCUGGUGCUGUUCUUCAUCCCGUACGCCGCGCUGCAGGACACGAUUAGGAGCGACGGGAAGGACGUGGCCGACUACCAGUCCUUCGCCCUGCUCACGCAGACCUGCCUGCUGUUUGCAGUCAGCAUCCAGCUGGGCUUGGAGAUGUCCUACUGGACGGCGGUGAACACCUUCUUCGUUUUGGGAAGUCUGGCCGUGUACUUCGCCGUCACCUUCACCAUGUACAGCAACGGGAUGUUCCUCAUCAUUCCAUCAGCUUUCCCCUUCAUAGGAACGGCUCGAAACUCUCUGAACCAGCCCAACGUCUGGCUGACGAUCCUCCUGACCUCCAUCCUGUGCGUACUUCCUGUGGUUACCUGCCGCUUCCUGUUGAUUCAGCUCUGCCCCACCAUCAAUGACAAGGUAAUGUUCAAGGUGAGACAGGCCAGAGCUACACCUCCUCCUCCGCCUCGCCGCGCCCGGAUCCGCCGCACCAGCUCCCGCCGCUCGGGCUACGCCUUCUCCCACGCGCAGGGCUACGGCGACCUGGUGACGUCGGGCCGUUUCCUGAGGCGUCCCGCCGUGUCGCGGGCGUCGGGUUUCCCCCAGGUGGGCCGCGCCGCCACGGGGUUCAGCCCCAUGGGCCGGUCGGCAGGCUACAGCCCGACGGGCCGUCCCCAGAACCUGAAGGUGCCGGACGUGGAGGUGACCUCGCUGCAGAUGUACAGGACGUUCAGCGACGCCGCCCCAUGAGAGAAGGAAGCUAAUUAAACCUCUGGAGGGAAACAGAAACGCUGAGGUUUUAGUGGGAAUUUUUUCGCUGACAGUUUCAUUUAAAGGAACGUUAGUCCUCACUUCAGAGAGGUAAACGGUUUACUGGCGUCAGAUGUCUAAGUUUGAACCUGAAGGAACCAGCAGAUGGGACGCUAACGGACGGAUCUACUUGACGACAGACACAGAAACAGAUCAGUGAGCUUCCAGGCAGCAACAAGCAGAGGAUGGAAGUGAUUUAACGUGUUGGGAAACACAGAGUGUCAUCAUGUUUACAGACUGCCCAGACCUUCAUAAUCCUGGGAGUCCAGAGGCAACGCAGAGCUUCGUAAAGAGGGAACAACCAGCAAAGACACGCUGCUGUCACUACUUUACUCUUAUUUUUCUCUUCAUUUGUGCUUCCUUUAGCAGGUUAGGAUACAUCGAUGGCCUGUACAAAACAUGUUCAUUAAGUUUGUAACCUAAAAUUAUUUUAAAUAAUGAGAUUUCCUGUCAAAAUGAGCUGCUUUAGGACCUCUUGUCACUUUAAAUCCAAAUAUGCUGGCCACGCCCCCCAAUUCAACGAUUCCACUCACACGUGAAAAUGGCUGCAGACACAUCCACGAUUAUACAACCGUACAUAUUUGAAAAGCAGAAGUGGAGUCUUCUGCACAACCAACCUGAAUACAGGAAUUGGUUUCUGGAUACUUAAUCAACAAGUAAACACUUGUCUUUUCCAGCAGCCAUUGUACAGCAAUAAAACCAGCUGUAUGGAGCUCCACUUUGGUUGCUAAGUAACGGCACAGCGUGACUCAACAAUAUGAAAGUUUUUGAAACGAGUCGUUUCUCAGACACAAAAAAACAUGAACAUAUUGCCAAAAAUUGUCUUUUUAAGCCUUUCGGCUGUUUUUAGAAGCAGUAUUGACUAAAUUUAAGAACAAAGACAUGGAAAAAUGUGAAUUUUGCAUCAUAGAUCCCUUUAACUAUCUCCUCCUUUUUCUUCUGGUGUGUAAAAACAUCCCACCAUCCAGUCCAGCCGUCCUGAGAGAAAACAGCAUGUUUAAAACAUAUAAAAGUUUUACUCCUGCUCCUCUUUUUCUGUGGUAUUUUGGUUGUUUUGGGGGAUUUGUUAAACACGUUUGGAUUUGAAUAGAAUGAUUUUUUUUAUUGUUUUCAUUAUUCAAAUAAUUUUAAGGGACUUAAUCAGGUGUUUAUAAGCUGUAGCCACUUGGCUAGAGAAGCAUAUCAGCCGUUAAUCCUGAAAAGUCUCUGUGUGAAUUAUAAUUAUAUACAUAAAGAACAUGCAGCCAUUCUAAACAAACAUCGUAUUUUCAGAGUUAUGAAUAUCAGGACGCGUUAAAAAUAAUGUGAUUUUACUCGAAGUGUGCAAAAACGUUCAACAGAUUCCUAUCUGUCAUUUCUACAACAAAGAUGAAGCAAAAGUGGAAAAGAUAAAAUAGUUUUUUAUAAAAUAACUAAGUACACCCUGUAGCAGUGGUUUCCAGCCUGGGACCCUCUUAUUAUCCACCUCAUUGGUUUUUGCUGCUCCUCUUUAAAUUUCUAUUUUUUAGCUUUGAAUACCAAGCAGAAAUGUUUUAUCUUUUUAUUCCCCAUAAUUCUACGUGUGAUUUAUUUAUUAUUCAAAACUGUAAAGGUUUUUAAUUAACAAAUAAAUUAAUCAAAAUCCCCCAAUAUUGGUUUUGUCUUUACAGAAAUUAAACUUUUUCCCUGCAGAUGUUCAUUAAAUCUCAAUACUCCAGAAGGAUUUUAUUUUCUGGUUUUAAUUCUUUAUUUCAUUUCUCUAUUUGUGGAUUUGAUAUUCUUCAGUUUUAAAGUGUUUUACAUAUUGAUCAGUAAUAUUUUGUACUGCAGCUCUAAGGAAACAUUUCUGUGGUUUUGAGUUCAUCCGUUUUGGUCGUUUCUGUCAAACUGUAGACACACUACAAACACGGCCGGUUUUACCUGCUCAGUGACGCUUCCUGGUCAGUUCCUCGUCUGCCCACUUGUUGUUGGUGCUUUCACAGUUAGAGGUGACCAUACCAAAAAAAAAGGAUGCUGAAAUUAUUAUUAUGAACUUUAUAUUGUCAGAAAACGUUUCAUCUUCUGAUCAGAAAUCAUGUAAAGUCGUCAGUUUUUUGUCUUUAUUUUGCAGCUGGAUUCUUUAAGCAGUCACUUAAAAUGCUGUUUCACUUGAUCUGCUCACCUUUGAAUGCAAACUUUGAAAUUAAAAAACAUGGAGAUGAUAAUAAUGUGUUAGUUUGGUCAAAACAGGGAUGAUUUCUGUCAAUGAACAAUUCUUAAGUAAAUAUUUUAUACUAUAUUUUUAAUAUUUCAGUAUUUACACAAAUAUUUAACAGAAAAUUGUAUAUGCAUUUUUUUAAUUGGUUAAGAGAAAGUGCUUUUUGCUUUUUUUUAAGUUUUGUUUUUGCCCCAAAUCCAGUUGAAUAUGCAAAUUUUAUCCGUGGAGAUGAACCAAAGAAAUUUAAAGCUUACAUGUUGUAGAUGACUGUUUAUGUUUAUUUGAUGCUGGAAAUCAAAGUUGAACUUGGAUUUGUUUUUUUAAAUUCAAACAAGUCAAAAGGAAAAAGUUUUGUUGCAUCUUCUAGUUGUUCUCAGAAAAGAUGACAUUAUUAUUCUUUUGUCAUUUUUGGAUCAGAACUUUUUCUGGAUGCUGAUAAUUCAACAUUUUGCACGGCAGCUAACAGAUGCAAUAAUUCCUGUAUGCUUUUCAUUUUAAAGAUUGAAUAUAUAUAUGAAUAAUGUCACAUCACCUUAAACUGUGGCAUCACGUCACCGAGUGCCUUUCUGCAGCGGGAACUUUAUGUUUUCUGCUGUGCUGCUUAUCUGCAUCGUUGCUAUGGUGACGGGAUAUAUGAUCACUUCCUUUGAUUUAUCACACUGCACUUCUGAUUAAUGUUUUGUAUCUUUUUAUACACUUCAGAUGUAUUAUCUGAAAUAAAGAUACCUAAAAGACGAA
This is a messenger RNA of Gambusia affinis (western mosquitofish), 7860 nucleotides long. Its product is annotated as phospholipid-transporting ATPase ID-like. The coding region runs from base 1116 to 4886 and encodes 1256 amino acids. Gene Ontology annotation, cellular component: plasma membrane. The transcript is spliced from 28 exons. Gene Ontology annotation, molecular function: ATPase-coupled intramembrane lipid carrier activity; magnesium ion binding; ATP binding. NCBI's taxonomy places the organism in Eukaryota, Metazoa, Chordata, Actinopteri, Cyprinodontiformes, Poeciliidae. The record is from RefSeq and is a predicted model, not a curated record. Gene Ontology annotation, biological process: phospholipid translocation; Golgi organization.